Molecule: messenger RNA, 1362 nt
Organism: Debaryomyces fabryi
Lineage: Eukaryota; Fungi; Ascomycota; Pichiomycetes; Serinales; Debaryomycetaceae
Exons: 1
Coding region: 1-1362 (453 amino acids)
Biological process (GO): transcription-coupled nucleotide-excision repair; protein polyubiquitination; proteasome-mediated ubiquitin-dependent protein catabolic process
Cellular component (GO): Cul4A-RING E3 ubiquitin ligase complex; nucleotide-excision repair complex
Molecular function (GO): protein binding
Source: RefSeq, a predicted model, not a curated record
AUGCAAUCUUUGAUAUUUGAUAGGGCUGUAAGGAAAAUAAGCCCUUUAGAAUUUGCAACUGCCGUUUGCGAGUCGUUUUACACUGGACUUCGACAAGCAGCAAGAACAGAUGUCUUCCCAAGCAACUGCCAUUCAAAUGCUGCGGUUAAUAGUUUAUCGUUGGAAAAAAGUGACUUCCAAUUCUUAUUAAGCUCAUGUGCGGACUCGUCAAUCAAAUUGUGGGAUUUGAAGUCUCAAGAUACUCAAGAGAAUACGCAAAACACAUCGCUUGCUAACCAAACUUAUGACAAUUAUGACUACGAUAAUCCCGUUUCAACAUUCACUAAUGUAGCGACAAUUCCAAGGAGAGCAGCGCAUACAUUUGGUGUUUCUUGUAUUCAGUGGUGGCCAUUUGAUACGGGAAUGUUUGUUUCAAGUUCAUUCGACCAUACUGUUAAAAUUUGGGAUACGAACGAAUUGACACCAGUUCAUGUAUUUGACAUGGAUAACAGGGUAUAUUCAUUUGAUAUAUGUGGCCACUCGACCAAUGAUAUGACUGCUAGUGCAUUGGUGGCUGUAGCUAGCGACCAGCCCUUUUUGAGGUUGCUUGAUUUGAGAUCGACGUCGAGUGCCCAUACUUUGCAUGGGCACAAAGGAAAGACCUUGUGUGUCAAAUGGCACCCACAGGAUCCUAAUUUGCUAGCUUCGGGUGGAUUUGAUGGUGAAGUAAAAAUAUGGGAUAUAAGAAGAAGCAAGAGUUGUUUGUGCAGACUUGACAUGCUCAGAACCAGCACAGCUGAACUGUCUCUUACGUACACUAACUUAACACAGCCAUCAGUGAAAGCCCACCUGGGUCCCGUAAAUGGAUUGGUGUGGGAUGAAGCAGGUCAUACCCUCUUCACGGCUGGAAAUGACGAUAAGGUUCGAGUAUGGGAUAUGGUUUCUACAUUGGCACCUCCUGUUAACAAACUUAUAAAUUUUGGCCCUUUGACUCGAAACAAAUAUCCACAGACCAUACCUCUCAUAUUGGGUCCCAAGCAUGAAUCCGAACUACAGUACCUAUUGUUUCCUUCUGAUAAUGGUGAUAUCUUUAUCUUCAGAACUAUAGAUGGUAAAUUAGUUUCGAGACUUACAAGAAAGGGUACAAAAAAUUCAGGUAGGACAUCGUCUAUGGUGAAUGCCGGUCCUUUUACUGCUACGUAUUACUGUGGUACGAUGGAUGGUGAAAUUAUUAGUUGGUCACCCAAGUGGGAUCAGCCAAAUAUAAACGAUAUUUUUGAUGUAGAUAUUCAACAUUUGGACGAUAAAAGCAUCUCUAAAGCCAAAUUGUUAGAUAUAGAAAAGGCUAGACUGAUGCUAACUAAUGAUCCUUAUUUUAAGUAG